This is a messenger RNA of Thecamonas trahens ATCC 50062, 1074 nucleotides long. RefSeq lists its product as uncharacterized. The transcript has a single exon. The coding region runs from base 1 to 1074 and encodes 357 amino acids. Lineage: Eukaryota; Apusomonadida; Apusomonadidae. The record is from RefSeq and is a predicted model, not a curated record.
AUGUCCGACCACCUUUACCGUAGUUCGCGAGCCACUUUUCUUCCCACCUCCUCUUGCUGUGAAAACACCAUGGGGUGUGGCACGUCCCGCAACACAUUGCCUUCCAAGCUCGAGACUCUGCCCCGCCUAGUGGGGCCACAAGUCGUGACAUCGCGCAUGUCCACGCUCGCUAGCAAGCCCCUCGUGGUCCGUGUCGACUACUCUACCCGCCGCCUGCCGAGCGGGUACGUUCUUUGUCCGGAAUACGCAGAUUUUAACCUGUCAAACGAACGGUCAAGGCCUUUUCAAGCGAGAAAUGGUUUGACCGCCUACACCCGCACCUCUGACACGGCCGCGUUCAAGAGUUGCCACGGUCGCCUCGUCCCCUUCUCCGGAGCCGAAUACCCCGGCGUUGACACCGAGAGCUCGGGCUUGGUCUACUCUAUGACUGUCGGCAACUUGCUUAACGCUGUUCAGGUCAAAUAUGGUGAUCUGGUCAUCAGUCAAAAGUCGGAGUGGUUGCCCCCCGUCUACAACAAGGUUGCCCGCCCGAUCGCCGCGGUCACCGCCAUCAACAACGUUUGUGCCGAUGAGAGCCAUGCUUGGCGCAUGUUGCUCAACGGCAUCGAGUGCGAGCUGGCCGAAGUCGCGCUCAACGAUGUCUUUUCGGGUGACGUCAUCGAGCUCGUCUUUGUCGCUCGCUCCUCGCUUCGGCGCCCGCGCACGUUCGCCUGCCCGCGCCUCCCGCACAUGUCUGACUCAAGCUGCUAUCCCUCAGCAGGCACAUCGUCGCCGGCAGGUUCACGCACCUGCGAGUUUCCAACCAAUCGGUCGAUGAUGUCAGACGACGUUGUGCCAGAUUGUGACACGACCAGCCGUGUGUGCUUUGGCGCCGACGCUACCGUUCGCGCCGUCCCGCGCGCCCCAACCACCAUUUCGCCGACCGACACUCCGAGCCCGUAUCUCGACAUCGCAUCUUUGUUCGACGAGGCGAAUAUGCUGGUCAACCAGGCUCAUUUCGCUUUGUGCGACUCGGAGCUGGCCUCAACGCCGUCGCCCACCCCGGCCUUGAGCGGGCCGUACUCGUCGAUGUGA